Molecule: messenger RNA, 1754 nt
Organism: Mercurialis annua (annual mercury)
Lineage: Eukaryota; Viridiplantae; Streptophyta; Magnoliopsida; Malpighiales; Euphorbiaceae
Product: tRNA-specific adenosine deaminase TAD3
Exons: 11
Coding region: 325-1626 (433 amino acids)
Biological process (GO): tRNA wobble adenosine to inosine editing
Cellular component (GO): nucleus; cytoplasm
Molecular function (GO): tRNA-specific adenosine-34 deaminase activity
Source: RefSeq, a predicted model, not a curated record
CUUUCAUCUGCAACAUAACAUUAACACAAAACACAAACAAAACAAUUUUCAUCUUCCCUCUCUCCGACCGCCGCCGCCGCCAGCGCUGUGUCCUUAGCGCUUCACCCCUCCUUCCACUUUCAUCUUCUCUCUUCUCUAGUGUUUCUUCUUAGGUUGUUGAGGAAAAUUGGUAGCAUUUCACCGCUGAAUGGGCUUGUAGUCAUCAUUUUCAGGUUAAUGAUCAUCUGGUGAAUUAAAUGUACAGCUGUAAUUAGAUAGCCUAUAGCUGCAACCUCCAAACGUUGAUGUUGAUUUCAUUUCUGAUUUCGAGGAAGUGGGAAAAAGAUGAACAAUAACGCAGAUGGAAGGAAAAUUGUAUGCAUUCCUGACAAGCCACCUAUCCCUCCUAAUCAACAGCCUACAGUGAAUGCAUUUGCUUCUUUGAUCGAGCCUAAGCUUGCAAAUGCUCUUAUAAGGAAUUUAAAUAAGAUAGCUCCACUUGAAAAUUUUCGCCAUGUAAAGCGGAUACAGAAGAGGAAUGUUGAAGCCACAGGGAAAUCUCAGCUGUCAGUUAUAUUAUGCUUAACUUCUGAGGAUGACAGUCAGUCAAAUAAUAUACCUCAAGAUGUACAAGAGCUGAUCAAUUCUUACCAGUUGAGUCCUUUUAUCACAAAAAUUUGCAAACAUGCUGCAACAUCUAGAGAAGAGUGGGAGGAACAAUGCAAGUUUUGGCCAACAUCAUUUCAUCCUCCUACCUACAAUAUUGAUGGCAUAACUGGAUUCAAUGAAGAGGACUCACAUUCAGUGUUCAAUUUCAUGAAAGUGGCUAUCGACUUGGCAAAAUCUGGUGAUGGUUUGGUAGUCAACGCUGCUGUUAUAGUGGAUCCGUCAGUCCAGCAGAUUAUUGCAAGUGGGUGCGAUCAAAUAUUCUCAAGGCAUGUUCCUACAAAGAAGUCGAGUAUUGAAAAUGGCCACUUCAUACAACCAACCUCCGUUACCUCUAGUUCCCAUUCCAAUAAAGUAGCAACUCAUAUAAGCAUGUUUCCAAACAAUGCAGAUGAUAGAUCCGAGAGAUUAGAACUUUUUGUUUCUUGUUUAAACCCUUGGCAGUGGUCUAGGCAACAAUUGGAUGUGACGAGUUCAUGUUAUUGUCACCCUUUAAGACAUGCUCCUAUUGUUGCAAUUGAAUCUUCUGCUGAGAGGGAUAGACUUAUGUUCCCUGGUGUGUUUCAUACUGAGGAGAAGUAUUUGAAUGCGGAACUUGAGCAGACCUCUAUUGCAGGUUUCCCGACGAAAAGACAAAAGACUAGUCUUGCCAAUGUUGAGAAUGGAAAGGAAUUUGAUUCUCAUACUGAGGACAGAUCAAUGAGACCCUAUCUGUGCACUGGUUAUGACAUCUAUACGGUUUGGGAGCCAUGUACCAUGUGUGCAAUGGCUAUGGUUCACCAACGAAUUAGGCGGAUAUUUUUUGCUUUCCCCAAUCCAAAAGCUGGUGCAUUAGGCAGCGUUUACAGAUUACAGGGGGAGAGAAGCUUGAAUCAUCAUUAUGCGGUUUUCAGAGUCGUUUUGCCUGAAAAUGCUCUUAAUAUGGUUGAAGCAGCAGAACAGAUUUGUGAUGCUGGCAGAACCGCGGCAUCUAAUUGUUAACAAGAGCUGCAUUUCAACGGAAUCACAUUUCUAAGUACAGAUAUGUAUCUUUGAAACUCUCGUUAGUGAGGUUAAAUUACAUGUCUGAAACCAUUGAUGAUUCUUUUUAUAUGAUUAUUUUUAAGUUA